Molecule: messenger RNA, 390 nt
Organism: Paracoccidioides brasiliensis Pb18
Exons: 2
Coding region: 1-390 (129 amino acids)
Biological process (GO): intracellular iron ion homeostasis
Cellular component (GO): nucleus; cytosol
Molecular function (GO): 2 iron, 2 sulfur cluster binding
Source: RefSeq, a predicted model, not a curated record
AUGUUCCUCCGUCCGACCAAUUUCAGCAGAAGCUGUUUCAACCUCAUCCGUCAGCACAGACCUUUCUACUUCACAGCUGGCGUUCGCAGCGCCCUCAACACCUCCAUGACAGAUACGGCAAACACAUCAGGUGUCUCUGCCGCUUCUAUAAAGGACACGCUGAUUGCCAAGCUAGACGCUCAGCAUGUGGAAAUUGAGGAUAUGUCAGGAGGCUGCGGGCAGGCGUUCCAGGCAAUCAUAGUUUCCCGGCAAUUCGAUAAGAAAACCAUGCUCGCCAGACAUCGGCUCGUCAACUCCGUUCUCAAGGCAGAAAUCGCAGCUAUCCACGCCUGGACGCCCAAAUGCUAUACGCCGGAACAAUGGGAGAACGAACAGAAGGCACAGUCUUGA